Messenger RNA from Sander lucioperca (pikeperch), 1569 nucleotides. It is a transcript of the gene cops9, whose product is annotated as COP9 signalosome subunit 9. The coding region runs from base 199 to 372 and encodes 57 amino acids. NCBI's taxonomy places the organism in Eukaryota, Metazoa, Chordata, Actinopteri, Perciformes, Percidae. The record is from RefSeq and is a predicted model, not a curated record. The transcript has 3 exons. Gene Ontology annotation, biological process: negative regulation of protein neddylation.
GUAUACAGUCUGUUUUGUUACAGCAAAGAGCGGAACAAUUGAAGCAAGCUAGUGCAGUCAGCCGAGCACGAUUUACUGUUGCACACGUUUGUUUUGUUUUAGCCUUCUAUAUACAGUCUAUGGUUUUAGCCUAGCCACAACCUCGAAGCUGCAACAUCUUUUAAACCAUAAGUGCCGCUGAACUAAUACUAAAACAUAAUGAAACCCGCAGUGGACGAGAUGUUUCCUGAAGGAGCCGGACCGUACGUGGAUCUGGACGAGGCAGGAGGCAGCAGCGGCCUGCUUAUGGACCUGGCAGCAAAUGAAAAAGCAGUGCACUCUGAUUUCUUUAAUGACUUUGAGGAUCUGUUCGAUGACGAUGACCUGCAGUGAUGAGCAUCAGCAUUUGUGUGUUUCUGUGAACGUGUACAUAAGAAAAGAAAUUAUGAAAAUGGGCUUAUUCUGACUAUGAGUUCGCUCUGAUUUGUACAGCCCCCUCCUCCUACAUGUCACUUACCACCAAACUGAAAUAAAGACUUUUUGUUUUUACAACAAAAAAAAAAGCUGCCGUGGUAAACCAGGUGUCUGAGAAUCCCUUACAUUCCAGCUUUAGAGAAAAUUAUGAGUAUGGUUUUGCCGUCUUCGUGUUUGAAUCUGCUCCUGACUGGAUUGUAGGUUUGUGGGCUCUGCCAAACACCUGUUAGCAAACUUAAUUACAUACGAGAUACAGUGUUAACAUGGCCACAAAAUGUCCAGUUGGGGCACGAUAGGACAGGAAAAGGGGCUGCAAAAAAAUGUGGAAAUGCUUGAAAAAAAUAGAGCAACUAAAGCAUUCAGGUGUAGACUCUACAGGUAUCAUAAAUAGGGAAAAUGGAAUAGCUGUGAUUUGACUUUUAUUUUCAGAUUAGAGUCAUGUGCCUUCAACUAUUUGUAUUGACUGUUUGGAGAUAAAAUUGCAUUGUUUAAUAAACUUUCUCUGAGGUGAUGCAGGCCCACCUAAACCAGCUGCAGGUGUAGGCUUAAAAGAUAAGACUAAGAAAAUAUAAAACUUCAGUUUAAUGUAUAUACACCAUGCAUGUACAUUAGAAUUGUAAACAUAUUGCAGAAUUUACCUCAGAGAUAUAAAGGUAACUGAUCUGGGCAUGUGAUUACAGUUUAAAGAAGCUACAAUCCAUGACCAAAAGUAUGGAUGCCCCAACACCUAUAUCUCAAUUUAUUAAAAGGAUAAUUUGAAUCUGCUGCUAUAACAGCCUACACUCAUCUGGGAAGGUCAGGGCUCUGUGCCGGCCAGUCAAGUUCUUCCUCACCAAACGGAGAAAACUAUUUCUUUAUGGAGCUGGCUUUGUGCACAGUUAUUGUCACAUUAAACCAGGAAAAGGCCUUCCACCAACUGUUGCCACCAAAUAGUAACUUAAAGAGCCCAAAAACAUAUAUUCUAAACCAUCUUCUUACUAUGAGCAACAUAUCCCUACAUAAGCACAGAAAUGUCUGCCAAAAUUGCAACAACUUUGGUUAUUACACAUGAGAAAUUUCUGUAGUUCUUUUUCCCCGGCUACUGGCACUGGUUUGAAGCAGGUGGGGCUCUCUUGG